AUGGGCUUACGGAGUACAAUCCUUCACAUCCGCCUCGCCAAUCAUACCCUGUCAUCCGAACGCGAGACGGUCUUCAUCGUCGGGACAGUCGAGGACAAGGGACGGUGCAGCAGCCACCCACCCCGUAAUGUGAAGAGUCCCAAGAAAUCCCCGUCCCCGGCGAGCACCUCGGCGAGCAACAGUGAGGAUAGGGCAACGGAGUUGGUCCCUACGAAACCUCUAUUUCCUGCCUGGCUCGACCAGCUCCAUGUUGCGAGGUCCAAAACCACUCGUCGACUCCAAAUUGCUGCUAUCCACGUCCCACUGAGAACUGUGGCCCGAAGUAACUUUGGGGAUAGCGGUGAAACAACAUCAAUAUUUGUAGCACCGACGAGUGCUAUCGACAUCCGACCUACAUUUGAGGACACAGAUUUUGAGUUGCACUCUCAAUGCCUUGUAAGCAUCUCGCCAGCGAAGGAAGAGCCGGGCUCAGCAGCAGGGGACAACGUGUUGCUUUUCCUGUUCGAACACAAUUCGCCUCUCACGCCCACCAGCUUUCAGGAUCCUGCAACACAAGCGAACGGAGUCAGACAGCUUGGUCCAGCAUACUUCCAAAGGUUCCCUUCGCAUCACUUUUUUGCCCGAGUCUUCCGACCAAGCGCUGUCACAACAGCCCUGUUGAACAGGACAGGCACGUUCUGUGCCGAACGAGAGUGGAUUUCACUUCCCUUUGAGCAGCACCACAAAAGUUCGUUUGACCGCCUCCUCGAUAUCAUGGCUCAAAUCACAUCCCUGUUGCAGCAGCUCGACCAUAUAACAACACUCGAUCCAACACUGGCUCGCAGGCAUAUGGCCCAAGACCUGCUUGGAAACUUUCUCAGCAUGCAAGCCCAGCUGGAGCAAUGGUACGCCGCAGCAUUCGACCCUCGUCGGCCUCGUUUUUGGAUUUCCCAGGGUCAAGAAGCCCAGAUUCCGUUUCCCGAGCCCUUCUCCUUCCAGGACUCACUGACCUCGCUCUUAUUCACAUACUACUGGGCCCUCCAGGUCCUCUUUGUACCAUGCCUGGGGACACUCGUCCACAGCAUCUUCUCGCCCGUGGUCGACGCUUACCCUCAAACCUUCCCCGACCUGCCGCCGCAUCUCACCAUCGAUCCGGACAGCUAUAGCCCUUUCAAGGUGAGGGAAAUGGCUGUUAAUGUCUGCAGAGCCCUAGAUAAUCUCCUGGCGGGCACGACGCAGCCGGACACGCUGGCCUUUCCCGUAAAAGUUGUCGAGACGUUCUACGCGGGGCUGGUCAACCAGACCGGCGAUGGUGCCCUUGAAAUGAUGUGGCUGGGGGCAUUUAGAGAACGAAUGGCUUCGAGGGGGCAGGAAAUCGCUGGUGUCAUGAUGACAAGAGAUUGGAUGGACUUGGCUGAAUGGUAG
This is a messenger RNA of Diaporthe amygdali, 1404 nucleotides long. RefSeq lists its product as uncharacterized. The record is from RefSeq and is a predicted model, not a curated record. The transcript is spliced from 2 exons. NCBI's taxonomy places the organism in Eukaryota, Fungi, Ascomycota, Sordariomycetes, Diaporthales, Diaporthaceae. The coding region runs from base 1 to 1404 and encodes 467 amino acids.